Molecule: messenger RNA, 2347 nt
Organism: Eleginops maclovinus (Patagonian blennie)
Lineage: Eukaryota; Metazoa; Chordata; Actinopteri; Perciformes; Eleginopidae
Gene: znf750
Product: zinc finger protein 750
Exons: 3
Coding region: 222-2030 (602 amino acids)
Biological process (GO): positive regulation of transcription by RNA polymerase II; epidermis development
Cellular component (GO): nucleus
Molecular function (GO): promoter-specific chromatin binding; DNA-binding transcription activator activity, RNA polymerase II-specific; RNA polymerase II cis-regulatory region sequence-specific DNA binding
Source: RefSeq, a predicted model, not a curated record
CUUAGAGAGAGAAACUCACCACACAACUAACAUUAGCAAGAACAGCACACACAUGCAACAUCACACACAUCCACAAACACACUCUGAACUUUUGAAACGUAUAGCGGCGGACUUCCUGACUGACGCUGGCUGCGGACGGAAGAGCGGCUCUCUGCAGGCUGAACACUCAGGAGACCACACUGUCGCCUCAACCAGAGCAGAUAACAGCCGCUGGAAUAAAGAUGGAAACUGCUCAGGAAAGGAAGCCAAAAAGGCCCCACUACAUUCCCCGACCGCCAGGCAAGCCUUACAAGUACCAGUGUUUCCAGUGUCCUUUCACUUGCAACGAAAAGUCCCAUCUCUUCAACCACAUGAAAUACAACUUGUGUAAGAACUCCAUCUCCCUAAUGUCACAGAAAAAUGGACUAACAGUCCGACAGGUCAAGGCUGUAGUAAAGGGAGUCCCUGCCAAAUCUAACGACUGCCCAAGCCCCCUGCCAGCGGCGGAGAACAAUAGUCCGGACAAACAGGUAUUUGAGAAUAAGGCUGAGAGCACUGACACAGAAGAAGUAGAUGUCGGGUGUGACAGUCCAGUCAAUAAGGAAAGCCAGAGUAGGACAAUAUCAAACACAGAAACAGAGGGAGGGAACAAGGAGAGCACGGAGGCCAAUCCUCUGCCACGCCCUUCUGCCUUCUCCCCUGUCACACCCAAAAGUGACGGAGCAGAAGCCUUCGAGUCGUCUGUGCCACAGUCAGAGGAUUCACAAGCUGCUGCUCCGACUUUCAGCCACCCAGGCUUCCCAUGGGGCACGCUAUCAUCCUCACUUCCCUUAAAACCAUUCCCCCCUCCCAUAGUUCCUGAAUACUCUCCUUAUCUCUUUCAUGACCGCCCCCUGUAUCCACCAUACUACCUCCCAGCAAACCACCCUGCCAGUGAGCCCAAAUCUUCUUCUUCUUUCCGGCCAGAGUUCAUGAAUCCCCAAAGACCUGUGGUUCCACAACCUAUUGCCCCACAUUACAAUUCUCUCUUCCCCCCAUACAUAAACAGAUACUGCCUCCCUAUUCACCCGGGCCCCCCUCUGCAUUAUACUCUGUACAGACCCCAUGAGCUCUCUAUGCAAAUAAGGGGACAAAGGUAUCUUCCUUUGGAUCUGUACAGCCCAACCCCAGGGCCUAAGGAUUAUGAUUUAUACAUGCAUUCACAGCCCACUACCAACAGCCUCAACAUCUCCACAGAAGAGGAGAGCAACCACAGGCCGAACAGAGACAAGGAAACAAGGCUGAGUCCUAAAGAGGGCUGUUCAGCCUUGGGGUCCCCCGACAGGCCUUGCCAUGCACAGAACAUCCAGAAAGACGCAGAAGCCCCAUAUUACACCAACAAGGCCGACUCACAGACAACAACCCAACCAGGACAAACUGCUACAGCGGUGCAACCCUUCAGUGACCGAAGGCACGCUGAGUCAGCAGAAAGCUUACUGCAGUUGAUACACCUUCAUGUGGAUGGAGGAUCAGCGGAGAGCAGCAGAUAUUCCUCUACUCCACACCAAGACGAAGAGGACACAGGAGAAGACCUGGCCCCCCUCAACCUCUCAACGAGGAACCAGGACAAAGAACAAAGCCCUUCAGACCACAGAUUGAGGUGGUCAGACAAUGAGAAACUAAAGGGGGAAGAGUUACCUCUGAACCUCAGCCUACGAGCUUCUUAUAGCAGUCCUGUUCCCAUCUCUGCAUCGAGCACUUCAGAAGAUCUUCAGCAGAGGUUAGACACUGAGCUGGAUGAAGAACCAUGUGACCAGAGGCAGACUGCAGCCCUGGCGCUCUGUCAACUAGCCAGUGCAAGCUCUGUCACCUCUUCAUGCGAGUUCAGCACUACAGAAAGGCCCUCAGAGGACUCUGACAGCUCUUGCUCUCCAAAGAAACACAUCACCGAGUCUAAAAAAACAGGCACGAAAAGAGCCAACAGCAGCCAGGCUGAGAGCAAGUGCCAUAAACCCAGCAAGAGGGCCAAAGCAUCAGGGCGGGUUCUCAGGAGGAGGCCCCGCUGCUGCUAAACUCUGACUCUUAUAAUAUUUAGUAAGGAGAGAUUCUCUAACAUUCGCCACCACAAGCAUCAACUCACAAAGAUCAAAAUAUUGAACAUAAUUGAUUAUUAAAAUGUAUAUUGCAGUGCCAAGAGUUCAACAUUCAAAUAUCUGUUAAAUGUAAAGAUCUUUUUUGUAUAUUGUAUAUUUAAAAACAAACUUUUAUAAAAGGGCUGUUAAUAUUUAAAUGUGGACAUUCUUUGCUAUGUACAAAAUGUGACGAUGAAAUGUGGGGGUGUACUGUAAAUGUCAAUAUGUCGAAUAAAUAAAGAGCAAGUCAUAUUUUA